Molecule: messenger RNA, 1135 nt
Organism: Anneissia japonica
Lineage: Eukaryota; Metazoa; Echinodermata; Crinoidea; Comatulida; Comatulidae
Product: protein YIPF4-like
Exons: 6
Coding region: 207-1028 (273 amino acids)
Biological process (GO): endoplasmic reticulum to Golgi vesicle-mediated transport; vesicle fusion with Golgi apparatus
Cellular component (GO): membrane; trans-Golgi network
Source: RefSeq, a predicted model, not a curated record
UUUCCUCGGUCGUCUCUCUGAAGGUAAAUAAACUGUACACGCGAUUGAAUGAUGACGCAUUGAAGAAAUGUGUAAACGCGUCGCGCUGGCUAGCUGUUUACGUGUAGUUUUUGGGAAGGGAAGAAGUUGCUUAGCCUGAAGAAUAAAGGAAAGUAUUCAUAAAUAAACCUACUAGGCCUAGGCUAGUUCAAGUACUAAAAGGCAUAAUGAGUCAAUAUGAUGGCUAUACGUCGCCGGAGUACAACGACGAUCAGAGUUUUAGGGCCGAGAAGCAAAAUGAGUUCGAAUACAUAAAUCCAGCUUCAUCUAGGCCUAGCCAGCAAGUUGGCGAUUACGACCAAGGGAACAGCAUGUCAGGAUCAUUUGAUACAAAAGUAGACCUUGGUGACAUGGACUACGAUGAAGGUCAAGGGCAAACACCUACUGCAAGAAAGAGAAAGGGUGCCACAAGUUUCCUCCAGAAAAAAGAUUAUGGCUGGCUUUUGGAAGUUGAUGACGACGAUGAUGAUAACGAAACACCUCUUUUGGAGGAGCUUGAUAUUGAUCUGAAAGACAUAUAUUACAAGAUUCGCUGUGUCAUAUUCCCGUGUUCAUUCUUGGGCUUUAAGCGUCAGAUAGUGAGAGAUAGCCCUGAUUUCUGGGGGCCACUUCUUGUGGUGCUCUGUUUCUCGCUCAUCUCAGUGUAUGGACAGUUUAGGGUUGUAUCUUGGAUUAUAACUAUUUGGAUCACUGGAUCUUUAAUUAUAUUUCUUCUGGCAAGAGUACUUGGAGGCGAGGUGAACUAUUCGCAGUGCCUUGGUGUCAUUGGUUACUCACUGUUACCCAUGAUCUUCACUGGUUCCUUGUUACCAUUCAUAUCAUCUUUACAUUACUUGGCCUUAUUUGUCAAGUUCUUUGGUGUUGCUUGGUCAUCGUACAGUGCUGGGUGUCUGCUGGUUCAGGAUGAAUUGAAAAACAGGAAACCCCUUCUUCUCUAUCCCAUCCUGUUAUUGUACAUAUACUUUUUAUCUUUAUUUACUGGUGCAUAAAUAGGGAUAAUUACUGUAUAUAAUUAUUUAAUUUUAUUGGAAUAUUUUAUUUGGUAGAAAAUCCUGGAAAACAGUGUAACAAAUAUAUAAAAAAUAUGAAAAUGCCU